This is a messenger RNA of Schizosaccharomyces octosporus yFS286, 933 nucleotides long. RefSeq lists its product as uncharacterized. The record is from RefSeq and is a predicted model, not a curated record. The coding region runs from base 1 to 933 and encodes 310 amino acids. Lineage: Eukaryota; Fungi; Ascomycota; Schizosaccharomycetes; Schizosaccharomycetales; Schizosaccharomycetaceae. The transcript has 3 exons.
AUGGAUAAAAUGCGUAAUGCAACUCACGCUGGAUCUUGGUAUAUCGAGAAUCCCACUUUACUUGAGAAGCAAUUUGUAGGCUUGUCAGAGACAUCUGAUUCCGUAAUUGAUGGAAAGCGAUUUAUUAUUUCACCACAUGCGGGUUACAUGUAUAGUGGCAAGAUAGCGAAUCAAGCAUUCCAGAGGAUUGAUUUCUCAAACAAGGAACGAGUUUUCGUUUUGGGACCUUCACACCACGUCUUUACUCGAAAGUGUCUGGUAACGCAAGCCGAGGCGUGCGAAACACCCUUUGGAAACCUUACAGUUGAUCAAGAAGUAUGUCAGGACAUCAUGGAACAAAACGACAAUUGUUUCAAUGAAAUGAGUCUAGAAGCCGAUGAACAGGAACAUAGCAUCGAAAUGCAAUUUCCAUUAUUAGCUUACCAUUUGAGGAAACAAGGUUGUCUCGAUAAAGUAAAAAUUGUUCCCAUCAUGAUUGGUGCUCUGAGCUCAGAAGCUAUUCAAACAGCAGCAAAUAUCCUUUGCAAUUACAUUGUGGAUGAAAAUAAUGCUUUUAUUGUUUCUUCUGACUUCUGCCACUGGGGACGUAGAUUCGGCUAUACCAUGUACUUAAACGAAAAAAAUGAAUUGGAGGAUGCGAUUAUUGGCUUUCGAAGAAAAGGAUCAAUCGAAAAUCCAAAAAUAUAUGAGUCUAUUUCCACGAUUGACCAUAUGGGUAUGGAUAUUAUUUCAAUGAAAUCAAGUCAUGAUUUUUCCGAGUAUAUUCGAUUGACUCACAAUACAAUAUGUGGACGUUAUCCUAUUCAAUUGAUUUUGAAGUCAAUGGAACUAGCUCAAGUUGCCAACCAGUUUGAGUUUAUUGCUUAUUCCCAAAGCAAUCAUGCUAUUAGUGUGUCCGAUAGUAGCGUGAGUUAUGCUGCUGCCGUUGCAUAA